AUGGACGCGGCGUUAGGACCUUGCGGAUUAUACAGGGAAAGCUACCGAGGUUCCAAGAGGAAGUUAGAGUCUUCUUCGGCGAAGAGUAGGGUGACGGGAGAGUGGUGUGCUUAUCACCAAGUUUCUGGUCCUGAUACCGGGAAGUGCAGAGCUUUACAGCAUGCGGUUGAGAAAUUGAUCACAACAGGAAAGACUAUUAAGGCGCAGCGUAAUAAACCUCCUAUGAUCGGAGAAAUAGGCACAAUCGCCGGAGGCUUUAGCGAAGGAGGAGUCACUAGUGCAGCGCGCAAGCGAUAUCUCAGAACGGUGAAUGCAGUUACAGAAGCACCUUUCGGUUUUCAGCAUCCGGGCAUCACAUUUUCACCCGCUGAUUUUUUCGGGUUAAAACCACACUUAGACGACCCGAUCGUGAUCUCCCUUCAGGUUAACCACUUCGACGUACAACGAACGCUCUUGGACCAGGGAAGUUCAGCAGAUAUCAUCUACAGCGGGACGUUUGAGCAGCUUGGAAUAAGGGAAGGUGACCUUACCCCGUAUGAAGGGACCUUGGUAGGAUUCGCGGGCGAACGAGUGUGGGUGAAAGGAGUCAUAGAUCUUGAUACCAUAUUCGGCGAGGGUGAGAAUGCCAAAAAACUAACAGUAAAAUACUUGGUUUUAGAGGAGGAAGGGUCAUACAAUGCGAUCAUUGGAAGGAACACUUUAAACCGUAUGUGCGCAGUGAUAUCAACAGCUCAUCUAGCAAUAAAGUACCCGUUGGCGAGUGGGUGA
Messenger RNA from Lotus japonicus, 768 nucleotides. RefSeq lists its product as uncharacterized. The record is from RefSeq and is a predicted model, not a curated record. Lineage: Eukaryota; Viridiplantae; Streptophyta; Magnoliopsida; Fabales; Fabaceae. The transcript has a single exon. The coding region runs from base 1 to 768 and encodes 255 amino acids.